Molecule: messenger RNA, 2763 nt
Organism: Ficedula albicollis (Collared flycatcher)
Lineage: Eukaryota; Metazoa; Chordata; Aves; Passeriformes; Muscicapidae
Gene: NDE1
Product: nudE neurodevelopment protein 1
Exons: 9
Coding region: 461-1486 (341 amino acids)
Biological process (GO): chromosome segregation; vesicle transport along microtubule; cell migration
Cellular component (GO): kinesin complex; kinetochore; centrosome
Molecular function (GO): microtubule binding
Source: RefSeq, a predicted model, not a curated record
ACCCUUUGGAAAAUCACUCCUUGCUCACCCUCCUUUUCCUCUUUUUUUGCCCAGCGCAUUCUUCCGCCUGGAGUUAAUGCUGGAAAUGUGUCAAUACAUUGUAUAGUGCUUUUAUUUGUUUGAAGGAACAUAUGUAGCUUUGUCUAAUGAACAUUUUGUGUCGAACUCAGUUAUAAAAACUAAAGCUUGUAACUCUUCUCGUCAACUGCCAACUCCCUUUUUAAAUAACAGUGUAAUUUCUGUGUGUGCUGAUACUGAGGUAUGCAGGCACAGCCCCACUCAGCUGUGACUCUGCCUACUCCUUGCUCAAUUAUCCGGUAAUUACUUGGGCUGUGAAGAGGAACUGGGCUCUGUGAUAUUGCUUGGGUAUGUAAGAGCUUGCCUUCAGAUUGCCAGACUACUUUUGACCAUGGUAGAGGGGGGAAAAUGAAACAGGAGUUUUAGACUUUGAGGACUCAUUAUGGAAGACUCAGAAGGACAUCACUUCAGCUCAGUGGAAGAGGAAACCAGAUACUGGAAGGACUUGGCAAUGAAAUACAAGCAGUGUGCAGAGAACACACAGGAGGAACUGCGUGAGUUCCAAGAGGGGAGCAGAGAGUAUGAGGCUGAGCUGGAGGCUCAGCUGCAGCAGACAGAGUCCAGGAACAGGGAGCUGCUGUCAGAAAACAACCGGCUGCGGAUGGAGCUGGAGUCGGUGAAGGAAAAGAUUGAAAUGCAGCAUUCAGAAGGAUACAGGCAAAUCUCUGCCCUGGAAGAUGACUUGGCACAGACAAGAGCUAUUAAAGAGCAGCUGCAGAAAUACAUUCGAGAGCUCGAGCAAGAAAAUGAUGAUUUGGAAAGAGCAAAAAGAGCCACUAUCAUGUCCCUGGAGGAUUUUGAGCAGCGUUUGAACCAGGCUAUUGAAAGAAAUGCUUUUCUGGAGAGUGAGCUGGAUGAGAAGGAAAACCUUCUGGAGUCUGUGCAGCGCCUGAAAGAUGAAGCUAGAGAUCUACGGCAAGAGCUGGCAGUGCAGCAGAAGCAGGAGAAGCCCAAAACCCCCAUGAGAGCCCCCCUGGAAGCAGAGAGAGCAGACUCUGCGGUGCAGGCCUCCCUGUCUGUGCCCCCCACGCCCGCCCUGCGCCGGACCCCCGCCAGCAUCCCCCCCUCUGGGGGCUGCAGGAGAGGUCUUGAGGACAGUUAUGGUGCAACCCCUCUCACACCAGCUGCAAGAAUAUCUGCACUUAAUAUUGUGGGAGACUUGCUACGAAAAGUGGGGGCCUUGGAGUCCAAACUUGCCUCUUGCCGAAACUUUGUGUAUGACCAGUCUCCAAACAGACCCUCAGUGUCCAUGUACAUGAACAGAGAUGUGCUUGAAACUCGCCUGAGUCCUCAUCAUCCUCUUUGUGACACAGGGUUGGUGAAGCGCCUGGAGUUUGGCUCACGGCCCUCGCACCUUCCAGGACCCGCCAGCCAUCCCCCACAGAGUGUGGUCAAGAUGCUGCUGUGAGCAGCCUGGCUGGCCUGGAGACGGGAGGAGAAACGUGUGUCUCAAACCAGCUUCAACAAGAAUAUCGAGGGGCAGGCAGCCAGCAGUGUCAGGGCGGGGGAGGACUGAGCAAGAAGUCACAACUGGCUCCCAGUGUGGUCUCUGGGCAAGUUCUCUGGGUGACAAAGCCUGACAGAGCAAUGCUGCCCGUGGCAGUGCAGCCUGGCAGUUGCUUCCUGCAUCAGCUGCUGUAAAUAGCUCCUUGAAGCUUGUUGUGACACUGCCAAAGCCAUUGUCCCCCUGCCUGCAGCACAGCAAUGUUCACUGUGCAGCUCCUCGGGCUUUGGCUUUGCUGUUACCACACCACCAGCUCUGGCUGGAGCUCUGCUCUCUGCCGUGGGUGUUGUGUGCUGCAGUCACCCAGACUAAAGGGUGUUUUUAUCUGGAGAAAGCUGUAUUUCUGCAGGAAAGCUGUUCAGCUCCUCGUGGGAUGUUUGCUGACCAGGGUGUUGCUGCACAAAAAUCUGCCUCUGUAGUGGCAAGAUGUUCUGUGAGCCAUGGGUUCUCAUUCAGAACAGCUCGUGGUGAAAGGUGAGACAUGUCUGAUGCUGAGAGUGCUCAGGGAUCCCAGAGCUCAUUGCAUGUAGACAUCAUCUUUUAAAUUUUUUUUUAACCCCAUAGUGGCUGGUGGUUGUAGGAGGCCAAACCUGGUCAAGUUUCUAGUCCUAACAUCUUGAUGGGUGGGUUUUACUGCUUUACAAACCUCCCUUCACUAAGGUGCCUUGGGUGUUAGUGAUUUUUUUUUUUAUUGUUUUACUUUUCUAUAUGAAUGUAUCAGCUGUUACUAAUUUAGAAAUGCUUUUUUAACCUGAACAGCCCUUUAUGCUAGAGAAGUGUAUAUGAGUAGAGAAUUAUUUUCAAAUAAUUUUUCCCCCUGUAGAAUAUUACUGCAUUUGUUUUUUAAAUGGAGUAGAUUCAUUCUGAGUGUUAAUGAAUUUUAUAGAAGCCUGUAUUUCUAAAACUAAUAAUGACUUAACAGUUGUUAUGUUUGUUUUUGGGUUUGAUUUUUUUUUUUGUGGCAGGGGAUGGGGAGAGCUUACUUGACAAAAGAAUACAUAAUUUGGUUUGAUUUUUUGCUUGUUUUUUGUUUUGUUUUUUUUUUAAGGAAGUGCUGUGAAAACAGCCACUUCCUUAAAGGAGGCAUCUUCCUCUAGAAUAUGUAAAUCACAGAUAAUUUCCAUUUCUCAGUCCACCUAUGAAGUUGGUUUAACUGGGGAGCAGAAUAAAGCUUAUUUUGA